This is a messenger RNA of Camarhynchus parvulus, 3510 nucleotides long. RefSeq names its product glutamate metabotropic receptor 1 (gene GRM1). Gene Ontology annotation, cellular component: postsynaptic density membrane. NCBI's taxonomy places the organism in Eukaryota, Metazoa, Chordata, Aves, Passeriformes, Thraupidae. Gene Ontology annotation, molecular function: adenylate cyclase inhibiting G protein-coupled glutamate receptor activity; G protein-coupled receptor activity involved in regulation of postsynaptic membrane potential. Gene Ontology annotation, biological process: regulation of synaptic transmission, glutamatergic; G protein-coupled glutamate receptor signaling pathway. The record is from RefSeq and is a predicted model, not a curated record.
ACAUCGUGCAACAAAAUGAUUGGUUUGCUGCUGGUCUUUUUUCCUGCUCUGCUGCUGGAGAUGGACGUGCUGCCCAAGAGUGGGGGUCGGAAGGUUCUUCUCUCUGCAGCCUCCUCACAGCGGUCGGUGGCUCGGAUGGACGGGGAUGUCAUCAUCGGGGCCCUCUUCUCUGUCCAUCACCAGCCACCAGCUGAGAAAGUGCCCGAGAGGAAGUGCGGGGAAAUCCGGGAGCAAUACGGCAUCCAGAGAGUCGAAGCCAUGUUUCACACUUUGGAUAAAAUUAAUGCAGACCCGGUCCUGCUACCUAACAUCACCUUGGGCAGCGAGAUCCGAGACUCCUGCUGGCACUCCUCCGUGGCCCUGGAGCAGAGCAUCGAGUUCAUACGGGACUCUCUCAUCUCCAUCAGGGACGACAGGGAUGGAGGCACCCGCUGCAUUUCCGACUCGCAGACCCAGCCCCAGACCAGAGUGAAAAAGCCCAUCGCAGGGGUCAUCGGCCCCGGCUCCAGCUCAGUUGCUAUCCAAGUCCAAAAUCUGCUCCAGCUCUUCGACAUCCCCCAGAUCGCCUACUCUGCCACCAGCAUCGACCUGAGCGACAAAACGCUGUACAAGUACUUCCUCAGGGUGGUCCCCUCUGACACGCUGCAGGCCAGGGCCAUGCUUGACAUCGUCAAGCGUUACAACUGGACCUACGUCUCUGCCGUGCACACGGAAGGAAAUUAUGGGGAAAGUGGAAUGGAAGCCUUCAAAGAGUUGGCUGCCCAAGAGGGUCUCUGCAUUGCUCACUCUGACAAGAUCUACAGCAACGCCGGCGAGAAGAGCUUUGACCGCCUGCUGCGCAAGCUGCGGGAGAGGUUGCCCAAGGCCAGAGUGGUGGUGUGCUUCUGCGAGGGAAUGACCGUCAGGGGCAUCCUCAUCGCCAUGCGCCGCCUGGGGGUGCUUGGGGAGUUCCUGCUCAUUGGAAGUGACGGCUGGGCAGACAGAGAUGAGGUCAUUGAAGGCUAUGAACCCGAAGCAAAUGGAGGCAUCACGAUCAAGCUGCAGUCUCCUGAGGUGCUGGCAUUCGAUGACUACUACCUGAAGCUGCGGCUGGACACCAACACCCGCAACCCCUGGUUUCCUGAGUUCUGGCAGCACAGAUUCCAAUGCCGCAUUCCAGGGCACCCGCUAGAGAAUCCCAACUUCCAGAAGAAUUGCACUGGCAAUGAGAGCUUAGAAGAAAAUUAUGUGCAGGACAGUAAAAUGGGAUUUGUCAUCAAUGCAAUAUAUGCUAUGGCUUAUGGGCUGCAGAACAUGCAUCAUUCCCUUUGCCCUGGACAUGUUGGACUGUGUGAUGCUAUGAAGCCAAUUGAUGGCAGCAAGCUCCUGGAGUUCCUCCUCAAAUCCUCAUUCAUUGGUGUUUCUGGAGAAGAAGUUUGGUUUGAUGAAAAAGGAGAUGCCCCUGGAAGAUAUGACAUCAUGAACCUGCAGUACAUAGAGCCCAACCACUACGACUACGUCCUUGUUGGGACCUGGCACGAGGGUGUGCUCAACAUUGAUGACUACAGGAUCCAGAUGAAUAAGAGCGGAAUGGUCCGGUCGGUAUGCAGUGAGCCUUGCCUGAAGGGCCAGAUUAAGGUGAUCAGGAAAGGAGAAGUGAGCUGCUGCUGGAUUUGCACUGCUUGCAAGGAGAAUGAAUUUGUUCAGGAUGAAUUCACCUGUAAAGCCUGUGAGCUCGGCUGGUGGCCAAAUGCUGACCUGACAGGCUGCGAACCCAUCCCUGUAAAGUAUCUCCAGUGGAGCAAUAUAGAGUCUAUUGUGGCUGUGGUCUUUUCCUGCCUGGGGAUCCUGGUCACCAUGUUUGUCACCCUUAUCUUUGUGCUCUACAGAGACACCCCUGUUGUCAAGUCCUCCAGCCGCGAGCUCUGCUAUAUAAUCCUGGCUGGCAUCUUUCUGGGUUACGUCUGCCCUUUCACCCUUAUAGCUAAACCCACCACGACCUCCUGCUACCUCCAGCGCCUCCUGGUGGGCCUCUCCUCCGCCAUGUGCUAUUCCGCCCUGGUGACCAAAACCAACCGCAUCGCGCGCAUCCUGGCGGGUAGCAAGAAGAAGAUCUGCACCCGCAAGCCCCGCUUCAUGAGCGCCUGGGCCCAGGUAGUCAUCGCCUCCAUCCUGAUCAGCGUGCAGCUGACGCUGGUGAUCACACUGAUCAUCCUGGAGCCCCCCAUGCCCAUCCUCUCCUACCCCAGCAUUAAGGAAGUUUACCUUAUCUGCAACACCAGCAACCUGGGCGUCGUGGCUCCUGUGGGCUACAACGGACUCCUCAUCAUGAGCUGCACGUACUACGCCUUCAAGACUCGCAACGUGCCUGCCAAUUUCAAUGAGGCCAAGUACAUUGCAUUCACCAUGUACACCACUUGCAUCAUCUGGCUGGCCUUCGUGCCCAUCUAUUUCGGGAGCAACUACAAGAUCAUCACCACCUGCUUCGCAGUGAGCCUGAGCGUGACAGUGGCUCUGGGGUGCAUGUUCACUCCCAAGAUGUACAUCAUUAUAGCCAAGCCUGAGAGGAACGUCCGCAGUGCCUUCACCACCUCAGAUGUGGUGCGUAUGCAUGUCGGGGAUGGCAAGGCACCUUGCAAGUCCAACACUUUCCUCAACAUAUUCCGGAGAAAGAAGCCAGGAGCUGGAAAUCCAAAUUCUAAUGGAAAGUCUGUGUCAUGGUCUGAACCAGGUGGAAGACAAGAUCCAAAGGGGGAACAUACGUGGCACAGACUCUCAGUGCAUGUGAAGAACCAGGAGACAGGGUGCAAUCAGACAGCGGUGAUCAAACCCCUCACUAAAGACUGCCACGGCCAAAGUCUGACUUUUACCGACAUCAGCACUAAGACUCUGUACAAUGUGGUGGAGGAAGACGACAGAGAGCCCAUUCACCUCAACCAGUCCAACAGUCCUUCCAUGGUGGUGCACAGGCGGGUGGCAACGACCCCCCCAUUGCAGGCCACGGCAGAGGAAACCCAACUCUUCUUGCCUGAGCAGUCCCCCAAGACCCUGUCCCUGCAGCCACAGUCUCUCAUGGACCAGCUGCAAGGAGUGGUCAACAAGUUUGCCACCGGCAUCCCCGACUUCAACACUGCCCUCCCCAGUCCCGGCUCAGGGAACGGCAUGCGGCCUCCCUGCCCACCUCCGCCACCACAGCAGCCACCCCUGCAGCCUUUCCAGGUGGCUGCCUUCAGCCAGGAGCCCCUGUCUCCCCCGGCUGAGGAAGCCGAGAGUGAGAAGGUGAAGCUCAUUCAGGGAUAUGUGUAUGAGAAGAGUGCAGAGGAGGAGGAGGAUGAGGAGCCGGCAACCAGCAAAUUGACUCUCGAAGACUCUCCGGCACUGACGCCCCCGUCCCCUUUCCGGGAUUCAGUGGCCUCGGGCAGCUCCGUGCCCAGCUCCCCCGUGUCGGAGUCGGUGCUCUGCACACCUCCAGAUGUGACCUAUGCCUCUGUCAUCCUGAGGGAUUAUAAGCAAAGCUCGUCCACCCUGUAG